Molecule: messenger RNA, 1855 nt
Organism: Gorilla gorilla gorilla (western lowland gorilla)
Lineage: Eukaryota; Metazoa; Chordata; Mammalia; Primates; Hominidae
Gene: C13H9orf78
Product: chromosome 13 C9orf78 homolog
Exons: 9
Coding region: 118-987 (289 amino acids)
Biological process (GO): mRNA splicing, via spliceosome
Cellular component (GO): spliceosomal complex
Source: RefSeq, a predicted model, not a curated record
UGCGUGCCGGGGGCGGGGCCAGACGGGGCAGGCGCUCUGACCUCUGUGCCGCGCGCCGGAAGCAGCCUGGGUCGCUGCGCAGAGGCGCGGCGGCUGGACAAUUGGGCUGUUGUCACCAUGCCGGUCGUCCGGAAGAUUUUCCGUCGCCGCCGGGGCGACUCGGAGUCAGAGGAAGAUGAGCAGGACUCAGAGGAGGUUCGAUUAAAACUGGAAGAGACCAGAGAGGUACAGAACUUGAGGAAGAGGCCCAACGGGGUGAGUGCUGUGGCCUUGCUGGUGGGAGAGAAGGUACAAGAGGAGACCACUCUAGUGGAUGAUCCCUUUCAGAUGAAGACAGGUGGUAUGGUGGAUAUGAAGAAACUGAAGGAAAGGGGCAAAGAUAAGAUCAGUGAGGAGGAGGACCUGCACCUGGGGACGUCGUUUUCUGCAGAAACCAACCGAAGGGAUGAGGAUGCAGACAUGAUGAAGUACAUUGAGACAGAGCUAAAGAAGAGGAAAGGGAUCGUGGAACAUGAGGAACAGAAAGUUAAGCCAAAGAAUGCAGAGGACUGUCUUUAUGAACUUCCAGAAAACAUCCGUGUUUCCUCAGCAAAGAAGACCGAGGAGAUGCUUUCCAACCAGAUGCUGAGUGGCAUUCCUGAGGUGGACCUGGGCAUCGAUGCUAAAAUAAAAAAUAUCAUUUCCACGGAGGAUGCCAAGGCCCGUCUGCUGGCAGAGCAGCAGAACAAGAAGAAAGACAGCGAGACCUCCUUCGUGCCUACCAACAUGGCUGUGAAUUACGUGCAGCACAACAGAUUUUAUCAUGAGGAGCUCAACGCGCCCAUACGGAGAAACAAAGAAGAGCCCAAGGCCCGGCCCUUGAGAGUAGGCGACACGGAGAAGCCAGAGCCUGAGCGGUCCCCUCCUAACCGCAAGCGUCCUGCUAACGAGAAGGCAACUGAUGACUAUCAUUAUGAGAAGUUCAAGAAAAUGAAUAGGCGGUACUGAGCUGUGCAGAGUGGGAUGUAAAUAUCGCCUUCCUCUCCCUAUAUCCCUCCCAUGAAAAAUGGCUUCCUGGCCGGGCGUGGUGGCUCACACCUGUAAUCCCAGCACUUUGGGAGGCCGAGGUGGGCGGAUCACCUGAGGUCGGGAGUUUGAGACCAGCCUGACUAACAUGGAGAAACCCAGUCUCUACUGAAGAUACAGAAAAGUUAGCCAGGCGUGGUGGCACAUGCCUGUAAUCCCAGCUGCUCAGGAGGCUGAGGCAGGAGAAUUGCUUGAACCCGAGAGGCAGAGGUUGUGGUGAGCCGAGAUUGCACCUUUGUACUCCAGCCUUGGCAACAAGAGCAAAAAACUCUGUCUCAAAAAAAAAAAAAAAAGAAAAAGAAAAAUGGCUUCCAGGACAGAGCAUGCUCAUUUGCUAGUGGACAGUUCCAGAAACAGACCCUGUUAGUCCUUCUACUUACCUGCUGGAUUUUUCAAGCACUAAAUUUAUAACUUUUUGAAACAAAACAAUGUGUAAUUUUCCAUUUGGGGGCAAACUCUAUUCCUGGGAGCAUUAUUAAAUCUUGUUUGUAAAUAUGUUGUCUUUCUCUUAAUAUUUGCUCUGGGUCAGGAAGAAGCUGUUUAUGGUGUGAUAAUACUCUUUAGAUUGUGCUUUCAUUAUUAUAGAUGCAUCAUGUCUUCUGCUUUCACGUGUCUGGGAUGGGGUCAGAAAUGCAUCCUCCAGCUGACAGAAAAAUCCAGGAUGAGAUCAGAAGGAUACUGGUGUUUUCUGACUUUUACAAAAUUACUUGUUUGUUUUCAUUAAAAAAGAAAAAGCAUAAACUAUGUUUCUUAUUACUAUUAGAAUUAUUAAAUUUCAAAAUGAAUCCAA